AUGGGAAAUGCUUGUUUUUCCUGGGACGUAUGUUUGUUUUUCGUCCUCAUAAAUACUUGUGGGGCAAUGGGAAAUGUCGAAGUCGCAGAUGCUGAUGAGUGUUCCGAGGCCACGGAUGACUGCCACAUUGACGCCCUGUGCCAGAACACCCCAAAGUCCUUCAAGUGCAUCUGUAAGGCUGGAUACAAAGGAGACGGCAAGCACUGCGAAGAUAUAGACGAAUGUGAGAAUGAUUACAAUGGUGGCUGUGUACACGACUGUAUCAACAUUCCUGGGAACUACAGGUGCACAUGCUAUGAUGGCUUCAUGCUCGCGCACGAUGGACACAACUGUUUGGACGUGGACGAGUGUCUGGACAACAAUGGGGGAUGCCAGCAGGUGUGUGUUAACACCAUGGGCAGCUACGAGUGUCAGUGCAAAGAGGGUUUCUUCCUCAGCGACAAUCAACACACCUGCAUUCACCGCUCUGAUGAUGGGAUGAACUGCAUGAAUAAAGAUCAUGGCUGUGCCCACAUCUGUCGAGAGACACCAAAAGGGGGCGUGGCCUGUGAAUGCCGGCCUGGAUUUGAGUUAGCUAGCAACCAACGUGACUGCACACUGACGUGUAACUACGGAAACGGCGGUUGCCAGCACACUUGUGAUGAUACUGACCAUGGCCCAGUGUGUGGCUGUCACCAAAAAUAUGCUCUGCACUCUGACAGCAAGACCUGCAUUGAGAAAGAUGAGGCUGCAAUUGAGAGCUCUGAGUUCAAUACCACGUCAGUAGCUGAUGUGGACAAGCGGGUGAAACGGCGUCUACUUAUGGAGACCUGCGCAGUGAACAAUGGCGGCUGCGAUCGCACGUGUAAGGACACAGCCACCGGGGUACGCUGCAGCUGCCCAGUGGGUUUUACCCUGCAACCUGACGGCAAAACCUGUAAAGAUAUAGACGAAUGUUUGGAGAAUAACGGAGGGUGUGACCACUUCUGCAGGAACACUGUGGGCAGUUUUGAGUGCAGCUGUCAGAAAGGUCAUAAACUCCUCACUAAUGAACGCACUUGUCAAGAUAUUGACGAGUGUUCCUUUGAGAGGACAUGCGAUCACAUCUGCAUCAAUUAUCCAGGCAGCUUCGAGUGCGUGUGUCAUAAGGGUUACAUACUAUAUGGUCUUACACACUGUGGAGAUAUUGAUGAGUGCAGCAUAAAUAACGGGAGCUGUGAACAUGGAUGUGUGAACACACAAGGUAGCUAUGAGUGUGUGUGCCCGCCUGGACAGAAACUGCACUGGAAUAAGAAAGAUUGCAUUGAGGCAGUGAAGUGUCUGCCCAAUGGUAAACCAGCCCCUCGUGCUCAGCUCAGCUGUACCAAGACAGGUGGAGAGGAGGUGUGCUCGCUAUCCUGUCCAUCUAACGCCCUUUUCGUCGCAGACUCAGAGAACAGUUACACACUGAGCUGUGGAGUACCAGUGCAGUCUGGUAAAGUACCACAGAAGAGGAACACCACAACCUCUCUACACAGUUGCACAGACACCUUAGCCCAGCCCAUCAAGCAGAAGGCUCGCUUCAAGAUCAAAGACGCCAAAUGCAACCUGAGACCACGGAACAAAGAGAAACAUCGGGAGGUUUCCAAACAGAAUCUGCAAGGAGGUCAGUUCCCAUGUACGGAUGAUUGUCAGGUAACAUUUGUGAAUCUGAAGUGUGACUCUUCGAAGAAGCGUCGAAGAGGAAGGAAGUCUCCAUCUAAAGAGGUUUCCCACAUCACAGCCGAGUUUGAGGUGGAGAUGAAAGAGGAGGAGGCCUCAGAUUCCUGUAACAUGGAGUGUGUGCGUGAGAAGAUGAAGCAGAAGUUACAGAGCACAAUGCGCACUCUUAGGAAGUCCAUUAGCAAACAGCAGUUUUAUAUCCAGUUCUCUGGCACAGCGUACGAGGUCGCCCACCGUGCAGCGCGGCAGACCGACAGCCUGGAGACCUGCAGCACCGGCCAGGUCCUCACGGACGGAAAGUGUGUCAGCUGCAGUGUGGGGACAUUUUAUAGUGGGGAACAGGAGCAGUGUGUACAGUGCCCACCAGGAACCUACCAGGACACAGAAGGCCAACUGUCCUGUGAGCCCUGUCCAAGCACAGAGGGACAGGGUAUCGCAGGGGCCAAGAACAUCUCUGAAUGUGGAGGCCAGUGUCCUGCGGGCCAUUUCUCUGCUGACGGGUUUCUGCCGUGCCAGCCAUGUCCCCUGGGCACCUUCCAGCCUGAACCAGGCCGGGUUUUGUGUUUCCCCUGUGGUGGAGGCCUCAUGACCAAACACAUCGCCAGCACAUCUUUCAGAGACUGUGAGGCCAAAGUUCACUGUGCUCCAGGGCAUCACUAUAACUCCACUACCCAUCGCUGUAUCCGCUGUCCUGCUGGCACUUAUCAGUCUGAGUUUGGUCAGAACUACUGCAUUACGUGCCCUGGAAACACCACCACAGACUUUGAUGGAGCCACCAAUGUAUCCCACUGCAAGAACCAGUUGUGCGGUGGGGAACUUGGAGAUUUUAUGGGCUACAUUGAGUCUCCUAACUACCCCGGAGACUAUCCUGCCAACGUGGACUGUGUCUGGACCAUAAACCCCCCAAAUAAGAGACGUAUUCUCAUCGUUGUGCCCGAGAUCUUCCUCCCCAUUGAGGACGAAUGUGGAGAUGUUCUUGUCAUGAGGAAAAGUGCCCUGCCCACCUCCAUUACGACCUAUGAGACGUGCCAAACGUACGAACGACCAAUUGCCUUCACCUCCCGCUCCCGGAAGCUCUGGAUCCAGUUCAAGUCCAAUGAGGGCAACAGUGGCAAGGGCUUCCAAGUGCCCUAUGUCACCUAUGAUGAGGACUACCAGCAGCUCAUAGAAGACAUUGUUCGUGAUGGUCGACUCUAUGCCUCUGAGAAUCACCAGGAGAUAUUAAAAGAUAAGAAACUGAUCAAGGCGCUGUUUGACGUGCUGGCACAUCCUCACAACUACUUUAAGUACACCGUUCAGGAGUCCAAGGAGAUGUUCCCUCGAUCCUUCAUUAAACUGCUACGUUCCAAAGUCUCCAGGUUUCUACGACCGUACAAAUAG
Chanos chanos (milkfish) is the source of this 3060-nucleotide messenger RNA. RefSeq names its product signal peptide, CUB domain, EGF-like 1 (gene scube1). Bases 1 to 3060 code for a protein of 1019 amino acids. NCBI's taxonomy places the organism in Eukaryota, Metazoa, Chordata, Actinopteri, Gonorynchiformes, Chanidae. Gene Ontology annotation, cellular component: cell surface. The transcript is spliced from 23 exons. The record is from RefSeq and is a predicted model, not a curated record. Gene Ontology annotation, molecular function: calcium ion binding. Gene Ontology annotation, biological process: signal transduction.